AUGACUGCAGCUGACGUGCGACGGCAUGUAAUGACUGGAAGUCUUUUGUUGCAUCCACAAGCUGCAUUUUCAACUGAUAACACUGACGGUGCAUCACAUAUGGUGAAUCUGAUUGAUGUGGUUGAACCGCUAGAUGUUGAAGAUAUUCUCUCACAACGUAAAAGUAGUGUGUCAAUCUAUGAGCAUUCAAGCGCAAAUGCCAGUCCCAGAAGGGUGGCUGAGUUUCCGGUUGAUGAUGUUGAAGUGCGUUUAGUACAUCGAGACCAGCUCACCGUUGAAUCACCAGUACCUGCUAAUCUUAAUGGAGUUGAUCCGGUGGUGCGUGAUUUGAUACGUACCUACAACGAUGACUUGUCGCUAGUUCAACGUCGUUAUCAACACUUCUCAACCGGUGAAGCGUACAUUCGUGUUUUAAUGGAACGACCAAUAAUGUUACAGUCAACACAGAAGCAAAUCUAUGAUGAUUUCGAAAAUGAUAAAGCACGUAAUGCUACUAGUCUGUCGAUGGAUGACCAUAUCGCUACAACGAAACGAGAUUCCUACGGGUCGCAUUAUUCAUCCGAUUCAAUGUGUACCGUUGGAUCGUCAUCAGCGGGUGUCACAAAUGCGUUGAAUCAGCGAGAGGACACAGCUGCUGCUGCUGCUGGUGCAGGAAUAACGGCAGUAACAACCGCACCGCAUCAGCUACAUUCGUCCAUUAGUGACCCAACCGUUCCUGGUGUUAUUCAACGUAUUUCAAAUACACAACUGGAUCAAAUCAACGAAACAAGACGACAAACGAAUAGGCAGAAUGCGAUCAUCAAUCUUUUACCUGUACAGUCUGAGAGCGAGGUGAUUGAAAGACGUAGUCCACCGCCAUUUCCGGUCGAAUAUACAGGCCAAAAGUUACUCAUCAAGGUUCUACAGUUGGAAUUAGAGCCGAAUUUUGAACCGAUAUUCGGUAGUAUUGCCUUGUAUGAUGUGAAAGAGAAACGAAAGGUAUCUGAGAAUUUUUAUUUCGAUGUGAAUGAUGAAAUAUUACGUGCAAUGAUCUCAAAACGUGCCGGGCACGAGGACAGCGCCAGCAAGUGUACACAAGCCGCAUUUAGUAUAAGUCAAUCAGUGAAUAAUAUUUUCAUUGUUGUCAAGCUGGAAAAGGUUCUACAAGCUUGUGAAGUAGCGGAUGCAAGCGAUCCUUAUUUGAAAGAGGAUCGAAACAAGGAACGUUUAUUACAAGGUGCUAAACUUUAUUGCGAACGUCUCGGCGCUUAUCGUAUGCCAUUAGGAUGGAUUGCGAUUGAUCUGAGUAAAAUCCUUUGCGAUCGAGCCUCAUUUUCCACGAACGGCACAUUUCGACGUAUUGGCAGUGGUACGUCAUCAACAACUAUGCUAGCUGCUGUACAGAAAUGUAGAACACCGACUCAAAACCGUAAAGUAUUCGCCACACAAAUUUCUGAUGCAACAGCAACACCAGCAACCGAUUCGAAUGAACAUUCGUCAAGUAAAGAUGCAACCACCAAUCAACUACCGUUCACCCUUUCAUCUCUUCAACCUUUACUUCUUGAUCUCAACUCAUUCUUCAGACAGGAAACUGAUCGUUUGAGCGAUGAAGAUUUGUGUAAGAUGUUAGUGGAAAGUCGGAAAGGUGCGUCAAAGUUGGCCCGUUUAAAAGCGUUUCCGGCCAAAUUUAAGUUGGAAAUAUCAGGAAAUGGCAUUGACGAGUGUCCUAUGAGGUUGACCCCCGAACUUCUCCAUGUACAUCCAUAUAUGCCUGGCGAUUCAUCCUAUAUCGUCAAGGAAAUCGCCGAGUUCCCAUCGAAAGGCAUUUAUGCUGUGAAUGCUUGUUAUAGGAACCUAUUGUAUGUUUAUCCGCGUUUUGUGAAUCUUUCGAAUCGAUCUGGUGCUUGUCGUAAUAUAUCGGUGCGUGUUGAACUGAUGGAUGCGCACGAACGAGCAGUGCAGCAAAUAUUCGACAAGUCCACUUGCUCUGAUAUGACCUCAUUCGCGAACACCUGUGUUUCAUACCAUAACAAAACACCAUCGUUUUAUGACGAGAUCAAAAUCGCGAUACCAGUUGACUUGAAUGAUGGACAUCAUUUGUUGUUUACCUUUUAUCAUAUCGCUUGCAAGCAGAAUAAACUAUCGGAUGAGAUCGAAACACCUAUCGGUUAUUCGUGGGUACCACUUUAUAAAGAUGGCAGAUUGCAAACGGGUGAAUUUAAUUUACCGAUUGCACUGGAACGACUGCCGACCAGUUACGGUUAUCUUUCACCUGACGUUAAUUUGCCCAAUGUGAAGUGGCUGGAUGCUCAUAAACCGUUAUUCAGUGUUUCUAUUCAAGCCAUUACAACCGUCCAUACUCAAGAUCAACAUUUGGAUGCGUUUCUAUUCGCAUAUCAAUCGUUAAGCUCAACCGAUAAGAAGAGCCCUCCAGUCGGUGAAACGGAGUUGAAGAAUGCAAUCCGUAGUGUUAUAAAGGCACGUCCCGAACCAAUGGUGGCCUUUCUUUACGUUAUCCUUGACAAAUUGUUGGCACUCAUCGCAAAUCCACCUUAUUCUGUGUCCGUAUCAGGUGUCUGUUUCGAAGUAUUGGGGCAACUAGUGAAAAUUUGUACGAUGUUAUUGGACAGCUUCUGUGAUGCACACGGACGUAGCUCACUGCUUACUACCUACAUACACUACCAUAAAAUUGCAUUGAAAGAGUUGAGCGUUUUACCACAGUAUGUGCCACCUGCACCAAGUCGUCAUGAAAGCGCGCAGUUUCGAACGGCUGCUGCGUCGAGUUCUCCAGAAAGUCAACAUCUAUUCGAUAUCAUCAAAGAUUUUGAACGUUCGAAUUGUUUGAAAGCAAGUGGUGAAAAUGGUGAGAAGGGAACUGUUAAAAAGAUAAUGCACGAAGAGUUGGCACUUCAAUGGGUGAUGAGUGGGGGAGCAGCCCGUGAAAUGGCGUUCCUGAACGCGUGGUUCUUCCUUGAAUUAAUGGUGAAAUCAAUGGCCGAAUAUUUGUCGUUAUCAAAUCGUCUGUAUUUGUCAAGAAAACUACGUUUUAGUGAUGCAUUCAUUCAAGACUUGAGUGCGUUGUCACAAGCAAUGAUUCGUGAAGUCGGAGAGCGUACUUCUAAGGAUCCCAGACAGUCACAGUCUAUCAAUGCAUCAUGGGCAUUUUUCCUUCGAGACUCGUUUUCGCUAAUGGAUCGGUCGUUUGUGAUGAAUCUUGUGAAACAAUAUAACCGUGAAUUAACAACAAAAAUAAGUGUCUCAGCUGAGCCAUGCACAACAACGUUGAUGUCGCUGAAACUCGAUUUCGUGCGUAUUAUCUCAUCGCAUGAGCAUUUUGUUAUACUGAAUCUACCGCUGGGACUGACAGCGCCAUAUGGUAUGGUGAGCAGUCAUUCGGGUGGAUCAUUUCAUUCAAGUGGUUCGUCUGAUGCGAAUAGCGUUAGUGGAGUAUCAUCAACUCAAAUUAUCUCAGCACAUGGUUCCGCACCACAGCUGCAACCGCCCAGCCCCAGUAACUCAAGCCUCAGUAGCAGAGCAUCAAGUCAAGCAGCCGAAUCACACGGCUCAGUAGGAUCAGCUGAAUUGACGACCGAUUUUCGCUCUCGUCAUUUCAUUAUUGGUCUAGCACUCGCAGAUUUGGCAGCCGUACUUGAAACACCAAAUAGUUUACUCCAUUCAAGAGCUGUUGGUUUGAUCAGAAAUUUGUUAUCGUCACACGAAGCCGAUUCACGUUUACUAGACUCGACGGUGAAAUCACGAGUUGCAUCAUUAUAUUUGCCAUUGGUCGGUAUAAUAUUAGAUGAAAGUGUUCAGCUCUAUGAUCCAUAUACAAAAGGAGGCACUACUCCGUCGAGGAAUAGUAGUACCAUUGGUUAUAAUAAUGCGAAUGUGUCGAAUAGUCGAUCGUUUAUGGUGGAAAUGGACGGCAGUGGUGUGAAUAGUACGAUCAGUGAUAAAGUGAUGCUGGCAAUCGGUGGCUUGAGCAGUUCACCGCCGUGCUCUCCACCCACUGAACAUACACGCAUUCCACUUUUCAGACCGAAACUUUCCUCGGAAAUCACUCGUCAGUUGUUGGCAUGUUUCUGUUGGGCCAUCAAAAAUAUGGAUCGUUCAACGCUGCGUCAUUGGAUUCGUGAACUAUCGCCAAGCCGUUUGCUGCAGUUUUUGGACGUCUUACAACUGGCUGUUUCAUGCUUUGAAUUCAAAUGGCCAACGCUAUCACAGACAAGCACUGAUGCGGCUGGCGAUGAGAUGCGUCAUAAAUUGGAAGAGGCGAUAAUCGGUAACAAUUCAUCAGCAAAAGAAUUACUGCGAAAGAAGUCUCGUUGUUAUGGUACGGAUUAUGAUGGCGUUCGUUGGCGUAAAGAAACACUCGGCAAAAAUUCGUGGAAAACGAAUACAUAUAGUAGUGGAUGUCAUUCAAGUGAUGAACAGCCACCAAUGAACGAGCAGGAGAUCGCUCUCGAUGCCGCACUCUGCACUGAAGUUGCUUUAACAGUGCUAGAUACUCUGGAGCUGUUGGUUCGCGUGUUAGCCGUUCCUGGUUCAGAUCAUCUCUUCUUCGUCUUACCGUCUGUUUUGAGAGUACUCAUGCAUAUGCUUGCAUGUAGUCAAUCGGUACAAAGUCUUGAGAAUAUUUUUGCAAGUCAGCGAGCUUUGGUAAUCAAAUAUCCGGAUUUAUUGUUCGAACAGGAGAUUGAGCAAUGCGGUGAACUCUGUUUACAUCUGCUUCGGCAUUGUGCGUCUCGUUUACCUGCAGUUCGUUCACAGGCAGCUGCUUCGUUGUAUCUAUUAAUGCGACAAAGCUUCGAGUCAGGUGCAAAUUUUUCGAAAGUAAAAAUGCAAAUAACGAUGUCACUUAGUACGUUGGUGUCAACUGGAACAAGGCAGGGUGAUUGGAUAAAUGAAGACUGUCUGAGAAGAAGUUUGAAAACGGUUCUGACCUAUUCAGAAACAGAUGCCAAUACUGAUUCGCAACUUCGUUCAACAACUUUUUCCGAGCAAGUGAAAGAUUUGGUAUUCAAUUUGCAUAUGAUACUCUCGGAUACGGUCAAAAUGAAAGAAUAUACGAACGAUUUUGAGAUGUUGAUCGAUUUGAUGUAUCGAGUUGCAAAAGGUUAUCAAAAUAACCCUGAUCUCAGGUUGACGUGGUUGAUAAACAUGGCGAAUAAGCAUGCGGCACGAGAGAAUGCGGCUGAAGCUGCCGAGUGUAUGCUUCAUGCAUCCGCAUUAGCUGCUGAAUAUAUUUCGAUGAAACAUCACGAAACGUAUCUGCCAAAGGGUGCAAUUGCAUUCACACAAAUCUCUGACAACAUUCUCGAGGAGAGUGCUGUGUCCGAUGAUGUUAUCAGUGCCGAUGAGGAGGGCAUUUGCGAAAGUCGCCAUUUCACGGAAAAUGGUUUGGUGCAUUUGGUCGAAAAGACGGCACAAUUCAUGGAGAAGGCGCAAAUGUACGAAAUGAUGCCACUCGUUUAUAGGGUAAUAACACCGAUUCUGGAACAGAAUCGUAAUUAUCGACAUUUAUCACGGAUUCAUAGUCGAUUGAGUGAUGCGUUAUCGCGUAUUGAACCUACGAUAUCCUUAAUUGAAGAUAUCUCAGAUGCGUGGUAUUCACCCCUACCAAGUGCGGAUAAACGAUGUUUCGGGACGUAUUUCCGUGUUGGUUUCUAUGGUAGUCGUUUCGGUGAUUUGGAUGGUGCUGAAUUCAUUUACAAAGAACCUGCGAUAACGAAAUUAUCUGAAGUUAGUCAUCGUCUAGAAGCAUUCUAUACUGAUCGUUUUGGUAAAGGCGUUGUUGAAGUCAUCAAGGAUUCAAAUAUUGUUGAACGAAGUGGAUUAGAUUCAUCGAAAGCGUUUCUGCAAAUUACCUACGUUGAACCGUAUUUGGAACGAUGGGAACGUCGUCGACGUGCUACACAUUUCGAGCGUAAUCAUAAGUUGAAUCGUUUUGUCUAUGCAACACCAUUCACCAAGGAUGGACGGCCACAUGGAGAUCUUCAUGAUCAAUACAAACGACGUACUGUGCUCACCACACAAUAUAGUUUUCCAUACGUAAAAACUCGUUUACGAGUAAUCAAUCGUGAGCAGACGGUGCUGACACCGAUUGAGGUGGCCAUUGAAGAUGUACAAAAGAAGACUCGUGAAUUGGCUGCAGCAACUGCGCAAGAGCCACCAGAUGCAAAAAUGCUUCAAAUGGUUUUACAAGGGUGUAUUGGUACUACCGUCAAUCAAGGACCAGUCCAGGUUGCAAACGUAUUCCUAACGAGCAUAAUGUUGGACGAUCGCGGAAAGCCGAUCGAUAAACUUCAAAAUAAGUUGCGAUUGUCUUUCAAAGAUUUCUCGAAGAAAUGUGCCGAUGCGCUACAUAAGAACAAGCAACUGAUACAGCCCGAUCAACACGCUUAUCAAAACGAGCUUCAAAAAAAUUAUAUCGAAUUCACGAAACGAAUGGCACCAAUCGUUGGCGCGUGCCCGGUUCGUAAGGUGCUUAAAGCAACUGAAACUGCUCAUACAUUAAAAGCUGCACAUGCUGCUGCUCUUGCUGCUGAAUUGGGCCCGGUCACUGCCGUAUAA
Molecule: messenger RNA, 6552 nt
Organism: Anisakis simplex (herring worm)
Lineage: Eukaryota; Metazoa; Nematoda; Chromadorea; Rhabditida; Anisakidae
Source: the annotation of a GenBank genome assembly